Messenger RNA from Cooperia oncophora, 258 nucleotides. The record is from the annotation of a GenBank genome assembly. Lineage: Eukaryota; Metazoa; Nematoda; Chromadorea; Rhabditida; Trichostrongylidae.
AUGGAGCGCGCUAAUGAUAUGGAUCUCUGUCAGCGCCAAUGCGAUCAUCAUCAUUGGGAAUGUGCAUUUAACACAGGCCUUAUGGAUUGGCUGGAGAAUGUUUUUGAAGAAUAUGGACGAGUUGUGCAUCCACCAUUGGUGCUAAUCCUUUGUAUAUCCGGCUCACUAGGACAUCUUGUCUCGAUCGCCACUCUCUCAUCAAUGAUGAACCCCACAAACGCUUUCCUCAUCAGCAUGUCAUGGUUACACACUUGCUGA